AGCAGCUUGCCUCGUCCUGCGCCAGACGCGCGGCGUGGAUGCAAGGACAGGAGGGAACACGCGCGGAGUCUCUGAAGACCACCAACACACGGGAUAUCGUACACGUUUGCCGCCUCCUGGCAGGAGAGGGACGCACACAGUCCUCGUUUCGAGUCGGACGCAUAGAAGCGAGACGGUCGGCCGCGGACCCAAGAGUCGUCUCUCGAGCGUGGCAGCGAGGUCAUCGGGCUGAGGGUUGGUUUGGCCUUUCUUGGGAUCACUGUUGGACCAGUGCAAGACAUUUGAAGAGCGACCGCUUUAGUCUACAGUUUUACUGUUGAUCGAGCAAACAACCUUCCAAGGAAAUGUACUUUUUGGACAGCAUGCCAUGAAACCACCUGGAACACAAGAGAUGGACAUUUUGAAGACAUUUAACUUGAUUGGAUAGACAGAUUGUUGGGAAAUUAAAGGUGUCAGAAGAGAGCUCAUCUUUAUGUUUAGUUCAGAAGAUCCUGUUAUGUCACGUGAAGCUUUACGCGGAAAUGGGUCAAAGAUGGAAUCCCAAUGAGUGGCCAUGUUACAGUACAAGAAUCUAAAACGGCCUGCAUUCAACUGACCAUCUUUGAUCUAAUGGAUUAAUAUUCACCUCACUGCAACGUGGACAUUAUUCCUCUCUUUUUUUCUUUCUUUUUUUUUUAAUUACAUGUGGACCCCCGCUGGACUUUUCUUUUAGUUGUUUGUGUUUCCUAUAAUUGGACAUGGCUCCCUACUGGACAGUUGCCGCUUGGACGUUGCUGGCUGCAUCGACUUUCUUUAUCUGUUGGUGUGAAGCUGCACGGACUAGUGACUCCAGCAGGGGGGAGCAAGGAGCCUCAUCCGUGGAACGAGUGAAGCGGGGAUGGGUGUGGAACCAGUUCUUUGUGGUGGAGGAGUACACCGGCACAGAGCCCCUCUAUGUUGGAAAGAUUCACACGGACUCAGAUGAAGGCGAGGGCGCCAUCAAGUACACCAUCUCCGGAGAAGGGGCGGGCAGCGUCUUCAUCAUCGACGAGCUGACGGGCGACAUCCACGCCAUGGAGAGGCUGGACCGUGAGGAGAAAGCCUUCUACACGCUGCGAGCGCAGGCCCGCGAUCGCCUCAGCAACGACCCGCUGGAGCCAGAGUCCGAGUUUGUCAUCAAGGUCCAAGACAUCAACGACAGCGAGCCCAAGUUCUCGGAGGGACCGUACAUCGGCAGUGUGGCCGAACUGUCUCCUAUAGGAACGUCUGUUCUCAAGAUCACAGCGUCCGACGCUGACGACCCGUCGUAUGGCAGCAGUGCCAGAGUGGUCUACAGCGUCCUGGAUGGAGAAAAGUUCUUCACUGUGGGCAGGCACACAGGGAUCAUAAUGACAGCCGUGGCAGAUCUGGACCGCGAGACGCAGGAUCGUUACGAGCUGGUCGUCAAGGCGACCGACAUGGCAGGGCAAAUGGGUGGUCUCUCCGGGUCCACCACGGUGACCAUAGUGAUCACAGACGUUAAUGACAACCCGCCACGCUUCCCGCAGAAGAUGUACCAGUUCAUGGUGUCAGAAGGCGCUGCCAUCGGCACGCCAGUGGGGCGUGUCAUUGCUACCGACGCAGACAUGGGGGAGAACACAGACAUGAGCUACCUGAUCCAGGAAGGAGGUGAGCUCUUCAGGGUGACCACGGACGCCACCACCCAAGAAGCUGUCGUCUCCAUCAAGAAGCUGUUGGAUUUUGAGAGCAAACGCACACACAAUGUCGUGGUCGAGGCCGUGAAUAAGCACUUGGAUCCUCGCUUCGUGGAUCUGGGCUCCUUCCGGGAUCAGACCAUAGUCCGCGUCAGCGUGUCGGACGUGGACGAACCGCCGCUCUUUCAGCCUGCCGACGGCACCGUCAUGGAGGUGCAGGAGGAUGCCAAAGUGGGAGCGCUGGUUGGCGUAGUCACCGCCCGAGACCCCGACGUGAAGAAUAAACCUGUCAGGUUCUCCAUCGAUCACAGCACCGACUGGGACAUGAUCUUUCAGAUUGACCCCGACUCGGGCGCCAUCACGCUGGAGAAAGUUUUGGACCGCGAGGCAGCCGGCUGGCACAACAUCACCGUCAAGGCCGUGGAAGCCGAUAACCACACCAUGGCGUCGCACUCGGCGGUGAGCAUUCGGAUCCUGGACGUCAACGACAAUCCUCCUGAGCUGGCCUCCCCCUACGAAGUCUUCAUAUGUGAAGAUGCCAUGCCGGGCCAGAUAAUUCACACCGUCAGUGUGGUGGACAAAGACGAGCCGCAGACCGGACAUCACUUUUACUUCACGCUGGCUCCGGAAGCCUCUGGCAAUCGACACUUUGACCUUUGGGAUGUCCAAGACACCACCGCCGGUAUCCGGACGCAGCGGUCAGGCUUCAACCGGCACGAGCAGAACGUCUACUUCCUGCCCAUCCUGGUGGGUGACAGCGGCCCCCCCUCGCUCAGCUCCACGGGCACCCUGACCAUUCACAUCUGCGGCUGUGACACAGCUGGAACCAUCGAGUCCUGCAACGCUACCGCCUAUGUCAUGAGUGCAGCUCUCAGCCCCGGGGCACUUAUCGCACUGCUGGUGUGCAUGCUCAUCCUCAUCGUCCUCGUCUUGCUCAUCCUGACUCUCAAACGCCACCGGAAAGGCCAGCGGAUGGCUGAGGACGAGGAGGACAUGCGGGACAACGUCAUCAAGUACAAUGACGAGGGCGGCGGUGAACAGGACACUCAGGCCUACGACAUGAGCGCCCUCAGGAACCUCUACGACUUCCCCGAGUCCAAGAGCGCCGCCGCCUCCGCCGACUCGGUCCCGGAAAUCCACACGCUGCCGCAGUGGUUUCAAGCGAACCGUUUAGCGGGCGGGGCGGCGGAAUCGUGCUCGGCCGCUGACUUCUCGCUCUUCAAAGGUUACAUCCGCAAAAAGGUGGAGCAGGCCGACGCUGAUCUGUCGGUGCCGCCGUAUGACUCGUUCCAGACGUACGCCUUUGAGGGCACGAGCUCGCCCGCCCUGUCGCUCAGCUCCAUCCACACACUGUCCACCACGUCCGAUCAGGAUUUCUCUUACCUCAGUGACUGGGGGCCGCGAUUCCGGCAGCUGGCGGGCUACUACGCGCCGGGAAAACCCGAUGAGGACGGGUCCUAGCAGAGCGUCCCGUCCUGCCGAGAGACUUCUUCUUUAUUCUCCUCUUUCUUUAUCCAGUGUUUUUCCAAACCACGGAAAGACCUCCUUAUCUCACUUGGUGUCUCUGACCCGGUUUUAGCUUUCCUGAGGGACUUUAUUUGGGAAUUGAGUGUGACAGGCGUGAGAGAAAAGAGAUGUCAGCUUCACGGAAUUGCCGUUUUGCAAACGAAAGGAGAAAGCAGCAGGAAAUAUUCCUGUAAAUCUUUGAAAGCAGCAGGAACAUCUGUGUGUCUCGCUCUAUGUGGAUAAAAGUAGUGGGACACACAUUUUCUUCAAUGAGUUUAUCAAUAACGAGUCAGACAAGAAGAAUUUUCAACACAGGUUAGGAUAAUGGGCCUCGAGGGCUGAAGUUUGACACCUGUGAUGGAGAAAAAAAAAAAUCCACACUGCAUAGUUUGCACACCAUUGUUUUGUUUAAAUGGUGCCAAUAUCAACAGAAGUUCAUGGACAUUACACAUUGAGCAUGUCAAGAACCACAUUUAAGAAGAAAAAAAACAAACAAACAAGUGUCCCAAUAUUUUUGUCCACUUAGUGGUUACUCUCAGAUGGGUGGCAUCAUUUGGUCUUUUUUGUUUUCACACUGGAUGCCACAGAAAGACAACCCUUCAAAAAACUGAUAUUUUUUAGAGGGUCGUUGAUAUUUAUCUAUUUAUUUUCUUUUGUAUUUAUUUAUUUACACGGACUAAAUGGAAUUUGGUACCAGAAGGGAAAUAAAAAUACAAAAAAAAACAAGAAAUGAAGGUCAUAUGUAACUUUGGACUAUAUUUGAAUUUUCUUUUUUUUCUAUAAACUCUUUUAUGAAAAACAUAAUGCGAGAUGGACGGUUUGUAAAAAAAAAAAAAAAAAAAAGAAAACAAGAAAGAGAACCUUUCUUUGCCUACUUGUGUUUUGGAGAUGGGGGUGCAAAACAAUUUUUAAGUUGAAUUUUUUUGUCGCUGUUCUUUCAGUUGACAAAGCUAAUUUGAAACGCAAAUAUUGCAGACAUUUGAAUUACCAAUUUGAUGUUCUAUUAUUUUGUUCGUGUGUUUAAAAAAAAAAAAAAAAAAAAAAAAAAGUUAAUAUUGUAUCAUGAAAUGUUUACUUUGCACUUCAUUUUAUGUACAUGAAGGGACAGUGGUUUAAAGGUACGAUGACUAACUGGUCGCAUCCUCCUUCUACCUACAACCUGUAAUUCAUGUUGACCUCAAUGUAUGGAAAACUGAUCAAAAGAGGGAAAAAUCCAAAUAAAUAUUUAAUUUUUUGAUAAAACA
This is a messenger RNA of Syngnathus acus (greater pipefish), 4423 nucleotides long. RefSeq names its product cadherin-22-like. The transcript has 14 exons. Gene Ontology annotation, molecular function: cadherin binding; calcium ion binding. NCBI's taxonomy places the organism in Eukaryota, Metazoa, Chordata, Actinopteri, Syngnathiformes, Syngnathidae. Gene Ontology annotation, biological process: calcium-dependent cell-cell adhesion; homophilic cell-cell adhesion; cell morphogenesis. The coding region runs from base 738 to 3134 and encodes 798 amino acids. Gene Ontology annotation, cellular component: catenin complex; plasma membrane; adherens junction. The record is from RefSeq and is a predicted model, not a curated record.